AUGUCCGGAACUUUGGCCAGGUUUUACAUGGGGCCCAAGCUAUUCAUGGUGGUGACACAACCCGACGAUGUCCAAAAGAUACUAACGACCAGCUGGCAGCGCGAACGCGAUCCGUACUUCAUGCGUCCACUGAGGGUCUUCGUUGGCGAGGGUCUACUUACCAGCAAGGGAGACGUCUGGAGAAACCACCGCAAGAUCAUUGAGCCCACAUUCCACACCGAGGUGCUGAGCCGGUUCGUCGACUCAUUCAAUGAAGGCGCCAGGUUCACGUGCGAAAAGCUGGCGGCGGCUGCGGGAGCCGAGGUUGACGUGUACGGCCCCCUGUUCCAUGCGGCCUUGCGGACCUUCACCUCGACCAUCGUCGGCAUCCAGCUGGACGAGUUAGAACCAGACCGGCUCAAACAGACCGAGAUCGCCGACGAGGUGAAAGACGGCCUGCAGACCAUACAGAAGAGAAUUUUCCGUCCCUGGAUGCAAAUGGAAUGGGUCGUUUCAAUGACGCCGGAAGGUCGUGCUUUCAGAAGACAAAUUGGUCUGAUAAAUGGAUUAGUGGGACAGAUAAUAAAUAUGGCGAAGAAGAAAAGAAAUGGGACGAUGCUGUACAAGAGGAGCUCUCUGAUGGAUGUCCUGUUGGAUCGUCGAAGAGACAUGGAGAUAUCAGAAGGAGAAGUUCAUGAAGAGGUGUGCACGUUUGCACUGGCGAGCACAGAAACGACGGCAGCGGCAACCGGUUUCACGCUGUCUCUGCUGGCCUUGCACCCGGUGUGGCAGGACGCGGUGCACCGGGAACUGGACGAGGUCUUCGGCACAGGAGAAGGCCGCUUCAGGUCGUCCACUGCAGCAGACAUCGCCCGUCUCGCAGUGCUGGACUGCGUCGUAAGGGAGACGCUGCGGUUGUUCCCCAUAGUGCCGAACCUGCCGCACCUGGUGUCUGAGGACACGCCGCUGGACGGCGGCCGCUGCGUGGCGCCGCGGGGCGCGUGCGUGCUCGUCGCGCUCAGCCUGCUGCACCGCCAGCCGGACUCGUUUCCCGAGCCGGACCGGUUCGACCCCGGGCGCUUCCUCAAGGGCGGCAGCAGCGCUGACAGGCACCCGUACAGCUACCUGCCGUUCGGCACCGGCUCCCGCAAGUGCGUGGGCGGGAGGUUCGCGCUGCUGCAGAUGAAGACGCUGCUGGCGGCCGUGUUGCGGCGCUUCCACGUGUUGCCCGGCUCCAGCAGGCAGCAGCUGGAAGAGGUGGCGCUCUCCAUCACGGGGCAGCCCGUCUCGGGUCUCAGGGUCGCCUUUGUGCCCCGGCACACCCCGUCGCCUGCCGCGGCACGUUCGUGAAGCACUGCGGACAGCAAUAAAUUACGUCAACGUCGGGGCGCAUUCUCUCUGGGAAACAAUUCAGACGAUGUGCUUCUUUCUGUGACGAGGACGGUCGCUUCACAUGUUUUCAGCAAUGCGCGUACGUACAAGUACGCAGUGUUUCAUGUACAUUCAUCCUAUUUCAAAUGUCUAUAUCCUUUACGCUAUUGAAGAAAGAAAUGGGGGUAAUUUUAACUUAUUUUCAAAAGAAACAUCCAAAUUAAAAAGAAAACAACUUCCUAAUGUUUUGCAAAAUUAUAUUUACUUUGUCGCGAACCGGCUUUUGGCUUCCUGGGCCAUCUUUAGUUGACAACUGACUGUGGCAAACACAGAUAUACAUUAUGUGCGACUUACACAGAUAUUAUUUGUACAGAAGAUAAAAAUAAUGACAAAAUGUUUACAUAGAGAAAUAUUACAAUAAUUACAUUCACUAAUUAACUAAUUAAAUAGCUUCUCUCAGGGGCAACUCUCGAAUCGCAUGUUACUUCCAACUUCUGUUCAAAAUGUUCAAAUGUGUGUGAAAUCUUAUGAGACUUAAUUGCUAAGGUCAUCAGUCCCUAAGCUUACACACUACUUAACCUAAAUUAUCCUAAGUAUAAACACACACACCCAUGCCCGAGGGAGGACUCGAAUCUCCGCCGGGACCAGCCGCACAGUCCAUGACUGCAGCGCCUGAGACCGCUUGGCUAAUCCCGCGCGGCUCCAACUUCUGAAUCAUGUUCUUCAAUAUCAGUGGGGAAAGGGGAUCUCUCCGUCUUCUUUUAAUGCGUCAAUAUUCGCGAAGAGCAGCACCACUCUUGCUGCUGCUUUGAUAAAACAGCUUUACGAGUAAGGUCCUGCUCAUCUUGUCCAGAACCAUGUCAACUAUCUGCAACUGUAAUGCACACAGAUGCUUAUGUUUCAACCAUACGUAGCAGUACUGGUUAUCAUCACAAUCAUCACCACAUUAACACUACCAACAAUGCAAAUCCUACAGCUCAUAGUCUGAACAUUAUUCCUAUGAAGUUUUAUAUCUAUACGAUAGCCGACCGGGGUGGCCGAGCGGUUCUAGGCGCUACAGUCUGGAACUGUGCGACCGUUACGGUCGCAGGUUCGAAUUCUGCCUCGGGCAUGGAUGUGUGUGAUGUCCUUACGUUAGUUAAGUUUAAGUAGUUCUAAGUUCUAGGGGACUGAUGACCUCAGAAGUUAAGUCCCAUACUGCUCAGAGCCAUUUGAACCAUCUAUACGAUAAAUAGCUUAGGAUUCCCUCUAGACUGGCUCAAGUAGUGAAAGUUUGAUUACUGCUACUCUGUACAUCUUUCAUGCAGUGUAUUGUUUACGUUUACGCGCUUACAUGUGUGACGAGAAUUCUUUUUUCCAGCAUCCGAUCGGUAGCGAAAUUAAAACCACAGUGAAAAAUCCGGUGAAGCUUUGCGCAGAUGUGUUGCGCAGUUUCUCUAGUAUGAGCAUAUAUCGCACACCGUCGUACUUCUCAGGUCUGGGUGCCCAGUGAGUACAUGAAGAUGCCUGGAAAGUCAGUGUCUCCUGCUGUGGGGUUUCUCCUUAUUUCCAGCAGAUCACCGAACGAGGUAGCGCAGUGUUUAGCACACGGGACUCGCAUUCGGGAGGACAACGGUUGAAACCUGCGUCGAGUCAUAUAGAUUUAGAUUCUCUGUGAUUUUCCUAAAUCGCUCCAUGCAAAUGCCGAGAUGGUUCCUUUGAAAGGGCACUCCCAAUUUUUCCCAUCCUUGACACAAUCCGAGCUUGUGCUAUGUGUCUAAUGACCUCAAUGUCGACGGGACGCUUAACUCCAUCUUCUUUCCUUCCCUUUCGUGCAGAUCAUACAACUUAACUGUCAUGUGUAUCCUUCUUCAUGACAACUCUCGAUCGCAUGUUGCAAAAAGAUUCGACGAAGACGCUCCUGCAGAGUUUUCGAAGAAGAGUGUUUGGCCACCCACUAAGCAGCACGGACUUGGCUCCCUCUGAUCUUAAUUUUUUUGCUCCCAUCAACCGCUGGCUGUGAGGAUAGCAUUUUGGCACAAUUAGCUGCAGAAUAGUGUGGGGAAUCGGCGGAAAUCACUGGUGUCUGCCUUCUAUGAUGAGGGUAUUGGGAAACUGCUACCAAACUACUAAGUCGGAAUGGCUACUAUGUAGAGAAGUAUCUGGAAGGUGAAGCUAAAUGUCGAUUUUCGCGACUUUCGCGAUCACCAAGAAGAUACAAGAAAUAGCCUUCAUGCAACCUGAGGGUACUAUUUACAAUUAAGUUCACGAAAAAUGUUUUCAUUUAACUUUGUCAAAUGUACAAUGUGCAUUUCACGGUACACACGACAUGCUAUUUAUCGUCAAACUCGUUCCAUGUUUUCGUACACGUUGAUGGAGCUACUGCACUGACUUCUGCUGUUAUAAUCUCUCUACAAACUCAGAAACGAGUAGGCAAGUCUUCAUUCUAAUGACGAAGCAACACAGACCCUUCUGAUCGUACUUUUUCGGUCAGUGGUGACACAGUCCGCAGACACACAGGGAGACACAAAAAACGUUCAUACUAUACGGAAUACAGAAAUUGGCUAUGCAAGAAACGCGGUUGUAACGCUUUUCCGAGGAAGACACUACACCCACAAUUAGUGUUGCUCGGUCUACAGUUGUUUUAAUAUUGUUGUCUGUCGCUGUUGUGUAUGUAAACUGUUUCUUAUUCUUAAAUUUCGUGUAUGUCUGUGUUGUAAUGUGAACCUGAAAAAUUUUACUAAAAAUAAUUGCAAAACAAUAAAACUAGACGAAAUAAGCUAUCUUGUGAAAUUCUGUUGAGAGGCACCCACAUGACUUUGAGAGGAAAUGGCUGUUUUACAAUUGUCUUGGAGCUGUUGAUGGGAAACAUAUCAUUUUGCGAAAACCUCAAUUAUCUGGUUCCUCAUUUUUCAAUUACAAACAGCAUUGCUCUGUAGUAUUAAUGGCUACUGUCGAUGCUCAUUACAGAUUUACCUCUAUAGACGUCGGUUCAAUGGGCAGAUUUAGUGAUGGAAAUAUUUUUUCUAAUUCAGUAUUAGGAAGAAAACUGACUGACGGAACUUUAAAAAUCCCAGAAGAUAAAUCGCUUCCUGGACAACAAAAUAGAGCCCCUUACGUUUUCGUAGGUGAUGAGGCAUUUCCAUUAUUAAAAAACUUAAUGCGACCGUACCCCAAAUGCAGAGUUACUGGCAAUGACAAAAAUAAAGUUUAUAAUUACAGACUGUCUCGUGCUCGUCAAACUGUAGAGUGUGCAUUUGGUAUCUUGAGUUCCCGAUUUCGUGUGUUUAAACGGCCUUUUGAGUGUGAACUAGAGACUGUAGAUAGAAUUGUGACAGCUACAUGUGUACUUCAUAAUUACUUGAGGACUGAUAACAUUACGUCAAAUGAUCUCGCCGAGGAGGACGACAUGGGACCACUGAGUACCAACCAGCUUCUGUCGCCUGCUCCAAGUAGGUGCAGAAACACGAGUGAAGCUUUUCUUACAAGAGAAAAAUUUAAUGAGUGUUUUAAUUCACCAGAAGGUUCUGUUCAAUGGCAGUAUGCAGCUAUAAAAAGAGGCCAAUACUAAAGAGAACGACUUAUGUCAUUAAUGUUACAUGAAUAUUGUGAAAAUGCAUAUAAAAUAAAUCAAUUAAU
Molecule: messenger RNA, 4968 nt
Organism: Schistocerca cancellata (South American locust)
Lineage: Eukaryota; Metazoa; Arthropoda; Insecta; Orthoptera; Acrididae
Product: cytochrome P450 4C1-like
Exons: 6
Coding region: 1-1329 (442 amino acids)
Molecular function (GO): oxidoreductase activity, acting on paired donors, with incorporation or reduction of molecular oxygen; heme binding; monooxygenase activity
Source: RefSeq, a predicted model, not a curated record